Messenger RNA from Anastrepha obliqua, 1166 nucleotides. Its product is annotated as neuferricin homolog. The coding region runs from base 73 to 900 and encodes 275 amino acids. The transcript has a single exon. Lineage: Eukaryota; Metazoa; Arthropoda; Insecta; Diptera; Tephritidae. The record is from RefSeq and is a predicted model, not a curated record. Gene Ontology annotation, cellular component: endomembrane system; membrane.
CAACACUAUGCACAUAUUUAUAUGAACAACAGAAAAACAUAAACAAUCCAAGUGCCUAUUGCCCAGCUGGAAAUGUUCGAGUUUUUAAAACAUCUCUUUAAACUACAAUUCCUACUUAUUGUAGCCGCUGCACUUACCGGUGUUUACUACAAUCAAAUUAUAAGUUGGAUAGUGUAUAAAACUGGCGAUUUAACGAGCGAAAGCUUAGCAGUUCAUUACGAAAAUUCGAACGAACCAUUAGCAAGUGAGCAACUCUUCACACGUGAUGAAUUGGCAAAUUUCAAUGGUGAAAAUGGCGCUCCUUUAUAUUUGGCCAUAAUGGGUACUGUUUUUGAUGUGUCCAAGGGCAUCAAACACUAUGGGCCAGGCUGUGCAUAUAAUUUCUUUGUGGGACGCGAUGCUUCGGUGUCAUUCAUAAAUGGCGAAUUCGAAAGCUAUGACGAAGAAAAAUCCGACGAUGUUGUCACCUUAAGACCCAGCGAUCUAAUAAGUUUGGAAAAUUGGCAACAAUUUUAUAGAAAAGAAUACAUAUAUAAAGGUAAACUCAUCGGACGCUUCUACGAUGGCAAAGGCGAGCCAACCCAGUAUCAGCUGAAGUACUUGGCGCUUUUAGAACAAGCAAAGCUGGCUAAAACGCAAGCUGAGCAACUACGUGAAAUUUAUCCAGAUUGUAAUAUUGAGUGGUCAGUCGAACGAGGAACGCAUGUGUGGUGUACCAAAACGAGUGGUGGCAAGCACCGGCAAUGGGUCGGAUUGCCACGGCAACUUUUUGAAAUUGGUGCCAGUAACUUUCGUUGUGCUUGUGUGCAAGAAGCCGACUUGAACACAACCGAGGUGAUGUUAAAGGAAUAUGAGAAUUGUGCGCCACAUGCUCAUGAGUGUUACUACAAAGUAGAUUAAGAGUAGAUUAUUAUAAAGCAGCUUAACAAAACAUUCUAUAGCGGCAUAUGCAAGUUAAAUGUAUACCCAAAUGUUGAUACAAAUAUAAAUGAGCAAUAGAGAAAAUAUACAGCACUGUAGACUUAAGUAUUUUAUGUACUUAAAAGCAAAUUUAUUUGUUUUAUAAAAAAAACGUAUUUACACUUGACAUAUCCAAGAAGUUAGAGCCAUUAGUGUUCAUGUUUUGUACCAAUAGUAUCUACGAAUAAAAAUCUUUUUAUAUCAAA